AUGCCAGGGCCGAUGAUGGCACGCUGUCAGGACUGUGUCGCUUCACGGCCGCGAUCCGCAGCGGUGAUCGCGCACACUCGGCAAGCCGGUGGAGGAGCACGCUCAGUGCGGUGCCCCCAGUGCCGCUUUCCGUCUUCUCUUUUAAAUGCACACUGUUCGCAUGUGGGUGUUGAACCCGGGCUCGAGGAUCUCAAAAUCCCCACCAGGUUGGUCUCAAGCAUGGACUUUUCCGAAGUAGAAAGUUUCCUGGACCAGCACCCCGAACUGUUCGAAGACUACCUGAACAGGAAAGGUAAGCAGAGCAUGGUGGACAAAUGGCUCAAAACGCACCAGGUGAGCAAGGCUCCGGGAAACCAGUGUGGCAGCGAAACCGAGAAGAACGGCGGCGGCGGCAACAGCAGCACCAGUGGCGGCGGCGGCAGCAGGAAGGACAGCUGGGUGAACAGAGGAGACGGUCUGCAAAGGAGGGCUUCCCACAAGGAGCUGAGGAAAAGUUUUGCACGAUCCAAAGCCAUCAACGUGAACAGGACUUAUGACGAGCACGUCAACUCCCGAGCCCAGGAACCCCUGACCAGCAUGCGGAGACGGGCUCUGCUGAGGAAAGCCAGCUCGUUACCCCCCACCACAGCUCACAUUCUAAGUGCCCUGCUCGAGUCCCGGGUGAACAUCCCUCAGUAUCCGUCGACCGCCAUAGACUUCAAAUAUUAUCUCAAACAGCACAACGAGAGGGAGUUCUUCCUCGAACUCGUCAAAGAUAUCUCCAAUGACCUGGACAUCACAAGCCUCAGCUACAAAAUCCUUGUGUUCGUCUGCAUCAUGGUCGAUGCUGACCGGUGCUCCUUGUUCUUGGUGGAGGGCACCGCCAACAAGAAAACCUUGGUGUCCAAAUUUUUUGACGUGCACGCGGGCACCACGGUGCUGCCAUCCUUGAGUAUCGAAAACUCAGACGAAGUGCAGGUGCCGUGGGGGAAAGGAAUCAUUGGAUAUGUGGCGGAGCACGGAGAGACGGUCAACAUCCCCGACGCCUAUCAGGACCGCCGCUUCAGCGAUGAAAUUGAUAAGCUGACGGGAUACAAGACCAAGUCCCUGCUCUGCAUGCCUAUUCGCAACAGCGAUGGGGAGAUCAUCGGCGUAGCGCAAGCGAUCAAUAAAAACCCGGAGGGAGAGGUCUUCACUGAGGAUGACGAAAAGGUCCUGCAGAUGUACCUUCCUUUCUGUGGAAUAGCAAUUUCCAACGCCCAGCUCUUCGCUGCAUCCAGGAAAGAGUACGAAAGAAGCAGAGCUUUGCUGGAGGUCGUCAAUGACUUGUUUGAGGAGCAGACAGACCUGGAGAAGAUCGUCCGAAAGAUCAUGCACCGAGCGCAGACCCUGCUGAAGUGUGAGAGGUGUUCUGUGCAACUCCUUGAAGAUAUCGAAUCACCAGUGGUGAAGUUUACCAAAUCCUUUGAGCUCCUGUCUCCAAAAUGCAGCGGUGACACGGACAACAGUUUCAAAGACAGCCUGGAGAAGUCGUCCUAUUCUGACUGGCUGAUCAAUAACAGCAUCGCUGAGCUUGUCGCUUCCACUGGCCUCCCAGUUAACAUCAGUGAUGCUUAUCAGGACCCCCGGUUUGAUGCUGAGGCCGAUCAGUUCUCCGGAUUUCACAUACGCUCCGUCCUCUGUGUGCCUAUUUGGAACAGCAACCAUCAAAUUAUCGGAGUUGCUCAAGUGUUAAACCGUCUGGAUGGGAAACCUUUCGAUGAUGCCGACCAGCGUCUCUUUGAGGCUUUCGUAAUCUUUUGUGGCCUUGGUAUCAAUAACACAAUCAUGUAUGAUCAAGUGAAGAAGUCCUGGGCAAAGCAGUCUGUGGCUCUGGAUGUGCUGUCUUACCACGCUACUUGUUCGAAGACUGAAGUAGACAAGUUCAAGGCAGCCAACAUCCCACUCGUUUCUGAGCUUGGCAUCGACAAGCUCUCCUUUGAUGACUUCUCACUAGAUGUGGAUGCCAUGAUCACUGCAGCUUUACGCAUGUUUAUGGAGCUGGGCAUGGUGCAGAAGUUUAAAAUUGACUAUGAGGUGCUCUGCAGGUGGCUGCUGACUGUUAGGAAGAACUACCGAAUGGUGCUGUAUCACAACUGGCGGCAUGCCUUCAACGUCUGCCAGUGCAUGUUUGCUAUGUUAACAACAGCUGGGUUUCAAGAAACUCUGACAGAAGUGGAAAUUUUAGCUUUGAUUGUAGGCUGCUUGUGUCACGACCUGGACCACCGAGGGACUAACAAUGCAUUUCAAGCCAAGACCGGCUCUGCUCUGGCUCAGCUCUACGGCACGUCAGCUACUAUGGAGCACCACCAUUUUAACCACGCUGUCAUGAUUCUUCAGAGUGAGGGUCACAACAUAUUUUCCAAUUUGUCAUCACAGGAGUACAGCGACCUCAUGCAGCUUCUGAAGCAAUCCAUACUGGCCACUGACAUCACCCUCUAUUUUGAGAAAAGAAAUGCAUUUUUUGAUCUGGUGGAAAAGGGAGAAUAUAACUGGAAUGUUAAAAAUCAUCGGGAAAUGUUUAGGUCUAUGCUGAUGACAGCCUGUGAUUUAGGAGCAGUCACAAAGCCGUGGGAGAUAUCAAGGAAGGUUGCUGAACUCGUCACCAGUGAGUUCUUCGAACAGGGAGAUAGAGAACGGUCUGAGCUGAAGCUGACACCUUCUGCCAUUUUUGAUCGCAAUAGAAAAGAUGAACUGCCCACACUGCAACUAGAAUGGAUUGACAGCAUUUGCACUCCACUGUACAAGACGCUGGUCAAAGUCAAUCCCAAACUGCAGUCAAUCCUGGAUCUAAUCAAAAUUAACAGGACCAACUGGGACGAGCUGCACAGAGAAAGACAGCAGAAGCAGAGGAGCAGUGGCGCCAUCAGCAACAUGGGCGCCAUUAGCAGUCCAAGUAGCAUUGCCAGUCCGGCUGGCUGCAGCCUGCCGCCCGACAGCACCAGCUAGGCCCCCCUGCAGAGCGGGCCCUUACUCCCGGUGGGUUUCCACAUGUCAGCCUGAGGCGACGCUCAGAGUGUGGCGCUCUUUUUAGCUUUUGACGCCAUUGUGGAAUCUGUCAGAAGCACACAGACACACCUUUUUUCAAGGAGGGCAAGGAGGAUUUUGGGGGCAUCCCAGCUGCGAUGGCCUGUGCCACUUUCUGCAAAGCUGGAUGGCAUUGAUAUUCUGGGUGUGUA
This is a messenger RNA of Erpetoichthys calabaricus (reedfish), 3197 nucleotides long. It is a transcript of the gene pde11a, whose product is annotated as phosphodiesterase 11a. Gene Ontology annotation, molecular function: protein binding; 3',5'-cyclic-nucleotide phosphodiesterase activity. Bases 1 to 2967 code for a protein of 988 amino acids. Gene Ontology annotation, biological process: signal transduction. The record is from RefSeq and is a predicted model, not a curated record. NCBI's taxonomy places the organism in Eukaryota, Metazoa, Chordata, Cladistia, Polypteriformes, Polypteridae. The transcript is spliced from 21 exons.